Messenger RNA from Salvia hispanica, 1972 nucleotides. RefSeq lists its product as uncharacterized. Gene Ontology annotation, biological process: protein ubiquitination. NCBI's taxonomy places the organism in Eukaryota, Viridiplantae, Streptophyta, Magnoliopsida, Lamiales, Lamiaceae. Gene Ontology annotation, cellular component: Cul4A-RING E3 ubiquitin ligase complex. The record is from RefSeq and is a predicted model, not a curated record.
UGUGAGCAGUCUGAUCAUCCAUAGCUGUAGAAACACACCGGCAAAACUCCCAUUUUCUUUUAAGGACUAUUAAUUUUUCCCGCAAAAAACAAGCAUGAACCAUCGGAGUUGGGUAGAGAAUAAUCCGAUGGAAAAUGACUCCAUCUCCGAGAACGAGAGGCUACAGAUCGAGCAGAUUAUGGAGCUCGAAGACGAAGAAUUGGAAGUCGAAGAAGUGGAGGAAGAGGAAUUGUCUGACGAUGAGUAUAUUCGUGUCUCUGCAGGAGCUUCUGCGUCUGGUGAAUAUACAUAUGAUACCUCCUUAGUUACGUUGCAUUCGUAUCUUGGUGAUGUUGAAGACACUCACAGUAGGCUGGCAUUUCUGGAUGGUGGUGCUGUGCUGACCCUUCCCCUAUUUUAUCUUGAAGGUGUUGUUUUAUUUCCUGAGGCAACACUUCCCCUUAGAGUUGUUGUUCCUAAUUUGAUAGCUGGUGUUGAGAGAGCAAUGGGAGAAGCUGAUGCUCGUAAUACAAUUGGUGUGGUUCGUGUAUUUAGGGAUCCCAACAAUGGUAGGGUACGACUUUCAACAACUGGCACUACUGCAGAGAUUCGGCAAUAUAGGAGGCUGGAAGAUGGCUCCGUAAAUAUUGUUGCCCGUGGACAGCAGCGCUUUCGCCUGAAGCGUCGUUGGAUUGAUGUAGAAGGAUCGCUUUGUGGGGAGGUUCAUAUCAUUCAGGAAGAUGUGCCAUUAAGAACACCACGGGAAGUUGUUGGUAAACUGGCUCCAUUAAGAAAUUCUCAGGCAGAUAGUAUGUCAUCUACUCGUCACAGCUGUGAGGAAGGAAAUGAUUCUGAUGUGAUGUCAGAGGGAAGUUAUGAAAGUGAAGUUUCAGCAACAGAAAGAAGGCCGCAUCAAUAUGCUCUUGUAUCUUCUCAUAGUUCUGAGGUAUAUGAUGAAUCCAUAAGUAGCGAUGAUGAAAGAUCUGAGGAAUUUUAUGAAUGCCAAUCAGAAAGAUCUCCGUUAGACAACCAUACAAGACCAGUGCGGUUAGGACUCAACAAACAGAAGGCUGAUGACGGUGCUGGAGUUGGGAAGAGGUUGUUUUCGUACAAGCAACCUUCUAACAGGGUAGGAUGGGGAAAGCACUCCAUAGGUCGAUUUCGUGAUGUUCCAAGAGCAUUCUGGCCCAGUUGGGUCUAUCGCAUGUAUGACUCCUAUGUACUUGCGAGGAAGGCAGCAGAUCGCUGGAAAGAGGUCGUUAAAUCCCCAAAUUUGGACAGCCUUGUGAUUAAACCAGAUCUUCUUUCAUUCCAUAUUGCUAGUAAAAUUCCAAUAUCUGAUACAGCAAGGCAAGAACUCCUGGAGAUUGAUGGAACAACUUAUAGACUGCGGAAAGAGAUUGAGUUGCUGGAAAGUUUCGAUAAAAUUCGUUGUAAAACUUGUCAGACUCUCAUUGCAAAGAGAAGUAACAUGUUAGUGAUGUCUAGUGAUGGUCCACUUGGUGCUUAUGCCAAUCCUGGUGGUUACGUGCAUGAGGUGAUUACUCUCACCAGGACGGAUGGAAUAGCAGUAACAGGGCCUCCCACAAAAGAAUAUAGCUGGUUUCCAGGUUACGCGUGGUCAGUUGCUGAAUGCAUAAUGUGUGGAUCGCAAAUGGGUUGGUACUUCUCCGCUACAAAGAAGAAAAUGAGGCCUCAGGCAUUCUGGGGGCUAAGGAGUUCACAAGUGGUGGAUGAGACGCUCUAGAAACAGCUCUGUUGUGUGGAAAUUGGGUAUUUCCUGGUGAGGUAAUGACUCCACGAGACUCUUGCAUCCAUCGACAAAUCUUUCUUGCAGAUAAACACCUACUAUAAUGGUUUAGAGGAAAAGGGGUUUGGACAACUUUAGAUGAUGGUGUGUAGAUGGAAUCAUGGAAUCUAUAGAUUGUGAUAUAUACAUAUGCAUAUGUAUAAUGAAUAGGUUUUAGUGAUAUAGUUUAUUUUCAUCUGCGUA